AUGUCUUCUCCCAACCGCUUUGCUGGCAUUCCCCCCCUCCCUACCCACGAUCUCCUCUCUGCCCACCUUGUCCCCUCCCCUCUGCCAACCUACCCAUCCGAACCACUGCAAAGGUCCAUCAUUCCUCCUUCCCUCCCCCCUCCCCACCCCAAUCUCUACCAACCUUCUUACUCCCUCGCUGCCAACGUUCCCCUCUCCCUGUCAACCUCUUCCCCUCUCUCUCUACCAACCACCCCCAUCCGUCCCAACCCCCUCUCCCCUCUCUGCCUGCAUGCCCUCCCCCAUCCCUGCCUAGCUUCCCUCAAACCCCUCUGCCAUCCUACCCCCGCAUCUCCCGACUCCCGACCCUGCCAACCUCCCUUCCUCCCCAUCCAUUGGGGAUGGUGGUUACCUAAAGAGGCGGCAGCAUGCCGGACAGUUGCCCCCCCUCCUCCCUCUCUUUGUCAACGGCCCUUUCCUCGUCUGCCACCACCGGUCCUGCUGCAUCUGCUCUCGCUCUAUCGAUGUGAUACUCGCUUUCAGCUGAGUAAGAAUGUCCCUGCAAGAGGAUUAACGGCCAGGCACACAGGACGUGGUUCACACCCGAUAAGGCCAUUUCUCCUAACACCCUGCCGUCGCUACCUCCCACCUAGCCGUCGCUCUCCCUCCCAUUCCCCGUAUCCUCUCCCUCACUCUCCGCCAUCACCUAUCCCUCCCACUCCGCCAUCGCCUCUUCCUCCCACCUCACAAUCACUCCGUCCCACCCCGCCAUCUCCUCUCCCUUACCUCCCCACCGUUGCCUCUCCCUCCUCCACGCCGUCGCCUCUCCCUCCUCCGCGCCGUCGCCUCUCCCUCCUCCGCGCCGUCGCCUCUCCCUCCUCCGCGGCGUCGCCUCUCCCUCCUCUGCGCAGUCGCCUCUCCCUCCUCCGCGCCGUCGCCUCUCCCUCCUCCCCGCCGUCGCCCUCCCUCCUCCCCGCCGUUGCCUCUCCCUCCUCCCCGCCGUCGCCCUCCCUCCUCCCCGCCGUCGCGCCCGGGGUGCAAGCGCGGAUUGGUGCGCAAGCGCAGAUUGGUGCGCAAUCGCGGGUUGGUGCUUAA
Messenger RNA from Closterium sp. NIES-65, 1074 nucleotides. NCBI's taxonomy places the organism in Eukaryota, Viridiplantae, Streptophyta, Zygnematophyceae, Desmidiales, Closteriaceae. The record is from the annotation of a GenBank genome assembly.